Messenger RNA from Momordica charantia (bitter melon), 1519 nucleotides. RefSeq names its product Regulator of chromosome condensation (RCC1) family protein. The record is from RefSeq and is a predicted model, not a curated record. Lineage: Eukaryota; Viridiplantae; Streptophyta; Magnoliopsida; Cucurbitales; Cucurbitaceae.
UUGAACUGCUUGCCAAACUGGGGUGCUUCGUCGAAGAAAGGUACGAUCUUUCUGUUCGGGCGCAGGCCCAAACUCCUCCGGCGAACAGCCCAGCCGAAGCAAAUUACGACAACCUUCGAGAUUAAUGGUGGCGCUACGGUUGUUCCAAUUGCAGAAUUGAUCCACGAUUGAUGGAAGACGGCGGCGAACAAGAGAUAUGGAGUUGGGGAGCAGGAACCGACGGGCAACUGGGCACCGGACGACUCGAAGACGAGACCCUCCCUCAACUCCUCCUGACUCCGCCACUCUCCUCCGCCGCCGCCAUCUCCACCCUCUCCUGCGGCGGCGCUCAUGCUAUCGCUUUGACGUCCGGUGGUGGGGUGCUCACAUGGGGAAGAGGCAACUCGGGGCAGCUGGGGCUAGGGGACACGGCGAGCAGUUUACACCCUAUGCCGGUGAAGGGGUUGGAAAGCUACUGCAUAACCCACGUUUCUGCCGGAUGGAGCCAUUCUGGUUUUGUUUCGGAUGAAGGGAAGCUUUAUACUUGUGGGGAUGGCUCGUUUGGGCAGCUUGGGCAGGGUGAUUACCAGUCAUGUAGCCUCCCUGUUGAAGUCUCUUUUUUCUCUGAUAAACAUGUUGAUCAUAUUGCUUGUGGGAUGCGCCACUCGCUUGCAUUGGUCAAAGUUUAUGAUGAUGAUGCAGGUUCUUCAGGUGUUCAAGUUUAUGGAUUUGGAGCUGGGAAGCGAGGUCAAUUGGGUAUCUCCAAGAAGACUCAAUCAACUAAUCUUCCUGUACUCUCCUUGGGAUUGGAAGCUGCUGAAAUAGUUGGCAUAGCUGCAGCUGGAGAUCACAGUGCUGCAUUAUCCACUGAUGGGCGUCUCUACACUUGGGGAAGGGGAUUCGACAGCAAUUCAGAUGCAUAUUCUCCUCAACAUCUACCUUCGUCAUUAUCAUUCAAAAAAGUUGCUCUUGGAUGGAAUCAUGCACUAGUUUUAACCGAUGAAGGGGACGUUUAUAUGCUUGGUGGCAAACAUCACGGAUCCUUGAGCGAUUCUGAAAGGCUAAAUGCUGUGAAGUCUUUGCCUGGUGAUUUAGAGGGAGGAAAUCUCCGAGCAGUCCCUGCUCUUGGUGGAACAAAAAUUUUGGAUAUUGCAGCUGGAGCCGAGCAUUCUGCAGUCGUGACAGAGGACGGAGCUGUAAAGACAUGGGGUUGGGGGGAGCAUGGUCAGCUGGGCUUGGGAGAUACAUUUGACCACACCAACCCACAGACGGUAAACCUAAGCCUCAAACUUGAGAGGGCAGCUUUUGACAUCAAAAUCUUCAGUGGCAGUGGCUUUACGGUUGCUAUAACAACACACCAUGUUGCUCCAACUCCCACCAACUGAAAAACUGUAUUGAAUUUUCGAGUUAUUCAGAUCAGUUCCCUGGUAGCUGGCCUGUCAUCGUGUCAUUAUUUUAACUUUAUGGUAUUUGAAUAUGUAACAUAUGAAAAAGAAAAUCAAUGAAGAGCUUAACAAAAGAGAUUAUUGAUUCACCGUCA